Molecule: messenger RNA, 1116 nt
Organism: Trametes versicolor FP-101664 SS1
Lineage: Eukaryota; Fungi; Basidiomycota; Agaricomycetes; Polyporales; Polyporaceae
Exons: 6
Coding region: 1-1116 (371 amino acids)
Source: RefSeq, a predicted model, not a curated record
AUGUCAGAUUUACCUGGUUUACGCCCGCCUGAGGAGGACGACCCCGAGGACGCGCUUCGCAUACAGCAACAACGCUACGCGCAGCGGAUACAACAGCGCCUGCAGGAGGAGCGCGAAGUAGCUGGCACUAUUGAGGGCGAGUAUAGAGCUGCAUGGACCGACUUCUACUCCCGCGAACCCGAGCAAUGCGAGCAACUCAUCAGGUCCCUCGAGGUCGCCUCACCGCAUCCGCCGCUCUCCUUAGAUGAUCUCUUCGAGGGUGCAGAAUAUAUCGAAAUGAGCCCCGAGCCCACCCCCUCCGAGGCCUCGUUUGAUAUAUGGCUGUCUGACCUGCAACAGCGCUCCCAAUUGUCAACGGACACCGCCCUCACACUGCAUGACAUGGACGAAUACGCCUAUCGCAAGUACGAGAGUUGCACGCCUUCCGUCGAAGGCAUCCUCUACAACGGCGAUCCACGGAUACUGAAAUUCAUUCCCUGCGCUGAUGAGCCGGGCUUCAGAGCAGAGCUGUACGCCUCAAAGCACCUGCAACUCGCUUGGCAGACAGAAUGGUUUGACGUCGAUUUCAAGCUCAUAGCUGCUGAUGCGCAUCGUCGCCUUGAGGAUGUCGGGCUCGAUCACGAGAAAAUUGAGCGGUACAAGCCACGAUCUCUCCCAUCUCCCGGUAGCGGCUUCAAGUCAUUCCUCAGAAAGCGUGACCUUCCCCACUGGAGUAGCGAGUCGCUCGUAGAACUACAUCAAUCUGCCGCAACGUUGGCGACCGCAACACAUCUAUUGCGCGAAGUCAACAGCUUCGUCUCCGUCUUCUGCGGCAGCUUGAUCUGCAACAAGGCGAAAUGCAUGACCCACGAGUACAUUGCUGAAAUCAUUCCAAACCCAGAGGACAAUGAGGGGGGUAUAGAGCUGGACAAGGCACAAAGCAUGCUGAAUGACCACAGACACCUCAACUAUUUCUUCAAUUUGCUGCCUGGGACCUACCUUUUGGAUGCAGCUACUGUGGGCAAUGCUGUCAGGUGCAUCAACUGCCCAGAUGAACAACCCAUGGCAAAUGUAGAGGCUGACACCCGACAAGUGGGUGGGGAUAUGAAAAUCAUGUUCUACUCAAGUACGUUCUGA